AUGCCAGAACGAUGCACACGGUCGCAACAGGAGCCUCUCCUAGAGAGCGCAAAUGCUACGGAGAUGGAUAUAGAUAUCGAGACUCUCCGCUCCUGGAGGCACGUCUCCUCUAAUCUGCAUGGGCACACCGCUUCAGCAAGAGCGAACAGCGAGUCAAGCAUCAGCGAAAAACAGCAAAUUGGCGGCCGGACUGUGUCAUUGCUUCAUCCUCGCACCUGGACGCGGAAGAGCAUAUUUAUCGCUGCGGUCGUAUUGGCUCUUAUCUGCAUUGUACCAGCUAUUGCUGUUCCUAUGGCCCUAUACAUUAAUGCGAGUACUGCUACGCCGAGUGCUCCGCUAGCUAACGGCACCGCGCUACGUGUAAUGCCGUUGGGUGCGUCUAUCACAUUUGGCUACCUGUCAAGCGACGGCAAUGGUUACCGCCAGACACUGCGCAGGGCGCUAACCCACCGGGGUAACGCCAUUAACAUGGUUGGCAGCCGCCAAAACGGUACCAUGGACGACAAUGAUGUCGAGGGAUGGCCCGGUCUGCGCAUUGAGCAAGUCCACGCCAAAGCCGACCUAUCCGUGCCGACCCUAAAGCCUAAUGUUGUUCUUGUCAAUGUUGGCACUAACGACUGCUUGCAAAACUUUAACAUUUCUAGUGCUGGAGACCGCAUGAACGCCCUUAUUACCGAUGUGCUGGCCAUGUCACCGCGGGCGGCCUUUGUCCUCAGCACUCUCAUUAUCAACGCCGACGUCGACGUUGAUGCGCGUGCACAAACCGUCAACGCUGCCUUUCGAACCCUAGUAACCAGUCUUCAGUCUGUCGGUGUUCCCAUUGUACUGGCCGAGAUGCGCGGAGACAAUGGUCUACAGCUUAACGAGAUGGCUGAUCAGACACACCCUAAUGACGAGGGCUACUCUAAGAUGAGCACUAUCUUCGUCGCAGCUAUAGAAGAUCUUAGCAAUCGGGGCUCUAUCCAGACGUCGGAGGACAAUGGGUUGCCAGAUGCUGGAGUUGCCGCACAGUAG
Messenger RNA from Grosmannia clavigera kw1407, 1014 nucleotides. RefSeq names its product lipase, gdsl. The transcript has 2 exons. Gene Ontology annotation, molecular function: phosphatidylcholine lysophospholipase A1 activity. NCBI's taxonomy places the organism in Eukaryota, Fungi, Ascomycota, Sordariomycetes, Ophiostomatales, Ophiostomataceae. Bases 1 to 1014 code for a protein of 337 amino acids. The record is from RefSeq and is a predicted model, not a curated record.